Messenger RNA from Perkinsus marinus ATCC 50983, 246 nucleotides. RefSeq lists its product as hypothetical. The record is from RefSeq and is a predicted model, not a curated record. Bases 1 to 246 code for a protein of 81 amino acids. The transcript is spliced from 3 exons. NCBI's taxonomy places the organism in Eukaryota, Perkinsozoa, Perkinsida, Perkinsidae.
AUGAUCGCUGAGGAACAAGCUAACAGCAGCUCUACGAAUGGCAGUGAUGUGCCUGACAAUGAAAUAACCGCAAGCCAGAUGAGCUGUGGUGGAACGAGUAGCAUCUCUGCUAGUAACGAGGCUUCUGAGGUUGAGAGCACUGAUAAAUCGGGGCCGCCUGUGACGAAGAAGAAAAUAGGAGUUAAUGAGAAAUGCCCUUGUGGAAGCGGUCUUAAGUAUAAGAAGUGCCACGGAGGGAAGCGAUGA